Anopheles coustani is the source of this 2904-nucleotide messenger RNA. RefSeq names its product coiled-coil domain-containing protein 39 (gene Ccdc39). Lineage: Eukaryota; Metazoa; Arthropoda; Insecta; Diptera; Culicidae. Gene Ontology annotation, cellular component: axoneme. The transcript has 3 exons. Bases 1 to 2904 code for a protein of 967 amino acids. The record is from RefSeq and is a predicted model, not a curated record. Gene Ontology annotation, biological process: cilium movement; cilium-dependent cell motility; inner dynein arm assembly.
AUGCUUGAUUCACAACCGUACAUUAUACGAGUGAUGGAGGAGAUGGGGCUAGCCGAUGGUGGCUUCAUUCCGAUUGCGAACGAGGAGAACAAGCGGUUCCUGGAGUACAUUAACCGUUUGGGUGAGAAAAAGACCCAAUCCUCGGGCAAGUUGCAAAUCAGUGACCAGCGGCUAGGAAAUCUGAAAGUGCACCUGAAAAACGCUCAGAUUGAGUUUGAGCAUAACUCCAAGCUGAUCGGUGCGGAAAAGAGUCAAAUCUCUACCGAGGAUGGGUUGCUUAAAGUGGCUUCAAACGAUCGUGCCUACUUCCGGCAGCAGGUGCUGGAAGUGAAAAAAUCCCACUCGGAUUUGGAGAAACACGACCAUCGUGCUCAGGGGGACAUGACAAAACUCACGGCCAAUGUGGAGAAAUACACGGAGAGCAUCAAGUGGGCCAAAGGGGCGCUGCUGGAGUGGAAGCAGGUGAUGGGCAGCGGAGAGGAGACGAACAAGCUGAUCCUGAAGUACUCCAAACUGGACACCAGUCGGGCGGAAUCGUUGGAGGCGAAGCGCAAACAGUUGGAGAAUAAAAUUGCCCAACGAAGGGCGGUACUGGUGACGCUGUACGAGGAGUACAAAUCGUUGGAGCAGGUACUAGAGCGUACCUCACAGCUGUUUCGUUUGGCGCACCAUGAACGCCGGCAGCUGGUUCGAACGUGGAAGGAAGCGGUCAAGCAUAUGAAUCAACGCGAACGGUAUAUCAAAGACGUAGAGGCCGAAAUUGACACGGCACGGGACGUGACAGAUAAGCUGCAGGGAGAUAUGCAGGCGCAGGUUGAAUUUUUGGAGGAGCAGCAAAGAAACAACCAGGAAAUCGAGAUACGCAUUGGCGAUCUCAACGUCGAGGUUUCGAAGCUAAGGAACCGUCUGACGAUCUUGAACGAUAGCGUUCAGCUGAAGACGAACGAGUACCAAGUAACGCGCAAAUCGGUGCAGAACCUAUCGAACAAGUUGUCCGCCAUGCGUAGCCGUAACAACCAUGCGCUCAACGAGGAAGAUCAGAAGAAAAACCAGAUUCACACGAACCUGAGCGAGCUGGAGAUACUGCGGGACAAGUUGGACAAUUUCCGCAGCAAGAGCAUGUGUGCGCAAGAGCGGCUCCGGCAGCUUAACGAAAUGGUGGAGUCGGAGGAAAAGCAGAUUCGAGCCAUGGAAACGGAAACGACCCGACUCUCGACCGCCCUGUACCGAGCACAGCAGCAACUGUUCGCCAUGAAGGAGGAAGACAAGUUGCUAAAAACUGAGGUGUACUCUACCGAGUCGGGAAUAGGCAAGAUCAGGGCGGCGAAAAAGGCGCUUACGAAGGAAAUCGCCCGGCAGAUUGAAAUCUCCUACGAUGUGGACUACAGCAUGGAGAAGGUGCAGGCAAGAAUCGCCAACAUGAAGGGGGCGGGCGACAGGCAGGAAGAGGAAAAUCGUGUCCACGCAAAGUUGGUGUACGCCGCGGCAGUGCUCGCCCAGCGUAACGAACAUUUAACCACCCUCCUGGGGGAAACGGCAAGGACGCAACAGGAAUAUAGACAAUCGAGUUUGGUCUAUCAGCAGGACGCCGCCGAAAUUGAGCGUAUGACCGGCAAGUGGAAGGAAAAGACACUGAUUGUGGAGGGUGGUGAGAAGAAGGUGCGUCAAUGUACGAUCGAGAACCAGGAGCGACUGGUCGAGAAGAGCUUGCUGAAGAUGCGCAUCAAGCAGAUGGAGCGACAGCUCGAGAACCAGAGCGAUAAGAUGUACACGCUCGAGCGGCACCGGAUGGAGCUGGAGGCGGCCAUCAGCAAGCGCAUGGUGGACAUCAGCGCACAGAGGAAUAUGCUCCAGUUGCGACGCAAAUAUCUUGCCGAAGAGCGAGCCCAGCUGAAGGCGGACAUUACGGAGCGGACGCUUAAAAUUGAUCAGUUGAAAAAUCGCUACGAACUGUCGUUGGAUUUGCUGGGAAAAAAUGAGGAUGGCUCGAUUGUGACGGCAACGCAGAUAAAAAUCAAAACGGCCCAGGAGAAGUACAUGCUGCUACGCGAGGGCAGUGAGUUGAACGUGAAGAUACUAAAGGCGGAGGAGGACCUAAAGGCACUCGAGAACACGCUGAAGGUGAUGAAUUAUUCGAACGAGAAGUACAAGCGCGGUUUUCAGAAAGUGGAAGACGAAAAUCCCGACAUGAUUGCAAUGGAGAACAUCCAGGCGGACUAUUGCAAGGCGGUGGCCGCCUUGAAAGCGGUUCGUUCCGAUCUAGCCAUGAAUACGGAGAACUUGCACGACUUGAACGAGUGUCGCGAGCAAAACGACAAAGCCCUCGAGCAAGCCCAAAAGGAGCGUCUCGACAGCAACGAUGUGCUGCUACGAAUUCAAAAAGAGUUGCUGGAUCAGCGAACCAAAAUCCAACGAGCCGAGCGGGAACUGAAGCUGGCCAUUAAAGCGGCCAAGGCAAAGACGAACGAUGACGAUCUGAUGCUGAUCUUCCAGAAGGAUCUAAACCUGAAGGAGCUGGAGGAACGGAACGGGAUUGCACUGCAACAUUUGGCCGAUUUGGUCGAGCACAAUUCGGAAUUGGCGGCAUCGAUUAGCAAGCAUUGUUACGAGCGUGGUUUACGGUUGCCGCUGAUUAAGCGCACGAAGAGCCAGAUUUCAUGGCGGAGUGAGAAUUCACACGGAACCGAGUAUAGCGGUCGUGUUGAUACAAUUUCAUCGAAACAAGCAUCACGCCUGUCCAUCUGCACAACAACGUCAUCGCGGAACACGGACUCUUCGGAAGAUAUUGCAAAAUCGUUCGACAAUCGCAUGAGCGCCGGGCUUUCGGUCAUCCUGAUUGACUUCCCGGGCACGAAAGGGGGCGGAAGCAAAUCGAUGGGCGCUGGAGGAGGCAUGAAGAAGUGA